AAAAGGCGGAGGUGGACCUGCCUGUCAGAGGACUUGUUGUUGCUCUGUCUGGUCGGCAAAAGGAGGGAAUGUAAAAGUGUGACAUUUAACAAGGUAAAGCAGGACGCAGGACAGCCGGGGGGGGGGACCCAGUCUGAUGGAACUUCAGCAACUGUGAUUUUGUUGGACGAAGGAGAACAGCGUGACCUGUUGAGAGUAUCAGAAGACCGUGAAAACGAGCCAUACCUAAACCGCUCGGCGAAGCGGAGGUUGGACACUGCAAUGAGAGAAGAGGUGUCCUGCACCAACUCCCCUGAAGGAGGGCUGGGGGCCAGUGAAGAGGAGCUGGAGAGGGCAUCGAAGAAGACCCUCCAACAGGCAAACCGAAAGCGCUCCCCCUACCCAAAGAAGGACAGCCUCAGUCAGACGGAGGAGAGCAGCACCGGCAGCACCAACAGCCUCCUGCCGUCCGGGCCGAAGAGGCUCAAGAAGAGCCCCUCAACCAUCGUGUCGUUGGCGCCCACGUCUCUGGGGCCGAGGCCAGAGCCGCCCUUUGAGGAGCUCCACUCUCAGAGGGUAAUCGCCAACGUGCGAGAGCGCCAACGCACCCAAUCCCUGAACGAUGCCUUUGCCUCCCUACGCAAGAUCAUCCCGACGCUACCCUCAGACAAGCUGAGCAAGAUCCAGAUCCUGAAGCUGGCCUCACGCUACAUCGACUUCCUGUACCAGGUGCUGCAGAGCGACGAGAUGGACGCCAAGCUGGCCAGCUGCAACUACCUGGCCCACGAGAGACUCAGCUACGCCUUCUCCGUUUGGAGGAUGGAGGGGGCCUGGGCCAUGUCCACCAGCCACUAGGACCCCUCUAAACUCAUCUCAUACACCCUCUCGUGUCCACACCUCCACCUCCCUCCCUUCCCAACCCCUCUGUCUGUGUUUGACCUCUGACCCUCCUUUUUCUGCAUGGUCUGAUCUUAACCUUUUUACCUAAAACCUUUGCAUACAUUUUUUUUUCUGUGCUGCAUAAUGUUUCAUUUAUCAGCUAAAUAUAUGUUGCUGCAACCACCAUCCCUCCCUCCACCUCACCUCUGCUGCUCCCUCUUCUCUUCCUCGUCUGUCCCUGAGUUUAGUCCAGAGCAGCGAGUCACAACACUGCGGCUUCUCAGAAAUCUCCACAACCUGGAAUUCCCUAAACUACAAGGAAGAUUCACUCGAAACUUUCAAAAGAUUUCUCCUGUUUCUUCCCAUCCUUAUGUGGUUCCUUCCUCUUUUUUUUUUUUUUUUAAUUUUUUUUCCUGGACUUCUGCUCGACUCAAGACAGCAGAACUCAGCGGCGGUUGCUUCAGCAAGUGCCUCUGAGACUCUUUGUGGAGACGUGACAGUGAACUGCAGGACAUUUGAAAUAAUUAGAAUAAAAGACAGAAAAUAAUGAGAAGGAAAAAAACAAAAAACAGCUGGCCUGAGGUGACAAUGAAACAAAAUGGCUGCUGGAUGGAGCGCCUUCGAUAACAACGCAAUGAUAACCGUCAUCCCAUUUCCCCCCCUGACUCUUCUCUCUUCGGAUGACUCACAGCCUGACAGACAUUAGGAUGACUAAUGAUAAUGGCACAGUGAUGGUUAGAGGGCGGUCACAGCCAAUUUAUGUUUACAGCUAAAAUGCUAAUAAGCUAAUCGCUCUGGCUCUAAAAGGUGGGAAUCUGGUGCAGAUCUUUUUGGGUUUGCUGCAGUGACUGGAUGGCUCUCCUGGUAAAUUUUUUUUUUUUUAAACAUAUCUUGUUUUGGUGUGCGUACACGCUGUUUUACUUAAACCCUGCUUACCGCUUUAUUCUGUUUUAAACCACUGAUCACAGUUCAGCUAAUUGUUUGUUUUAUUAGCAGGCUGUCUGUCUUUAGAGAGUGUCGCAGCUUUGAAAUAUCUCUGCGAAGCUUAAUUAAAAAAUAAUGCACCAGCAAACCUCUCAGAAAGUGUGCCAAAGUGUUGAUGGUGUGAUUACACGCAGAGUAGAGCAGAUACAUUUGUAACUGUGGGCCCAAUUGCUUUUGAUCAUGUUCCUUUUGUACUGUUUUUUUUUUUUUUUUUCCCCAUUUGCUUUUCAUCAUUUGUCUUGUGAACAAUAAAGUUUUACUCAGCGCUGUA
Molecule: messenger RNA, 2113 nt
Organism: Xiphophorus maculatus (southern platyfish)
Lineage: Eukaryota; Metazoa; Chordata; Actinopteri; Cyprinodontiformes; Poeciliidae
Product: twist-related protein 2-like
Exons: 2
Coding region: 262-834 (190 amino acids)
Biological process (GO): developmental process; regulation of transcription by RNA polymerase II
Molecular function (GO): DNA-binding transcription factor activity, RNA polymerase II-specific; protein dimerization activity; RNA polymerase II transcription regulatory region sequence-specific DNA binding
Source: RefSeq, a predicted model, not a curated record